Molecule: messenger RNA, 3314 nt
Organism: Trachemys scripta elegans
Lineage: Eukaryota; Metazoa; Chordata; Testudines; Emydidae
Gene: SF3B6
Product: splicing factor 3b subunit 6
Exons: 4
Coding region: 131-508 (125 amino acids)
Cellular component (GO): cytoplasm; nucleus; ribonucleoprotein complex
Molecular function (GO): mRNA binding
Source: RefSeq, a predicted model, not a curated record
GUCACUUCCUGCGCGCCCGCGGUGCAGGCUGGGCUAGCAUCCGGGGCUGCCUGUCGGGGUGAGCAGGCGCGAGGCGGAGGCGCUCCCGUUGUUUCCCUGCUAGGAGAAGGCCCCCACCCCGCCCGGCACCAUGGCGAUGCAAGCGGCCAAGCGAGCCAACAUUCGGCUGCCUCCUGAAGUCAAUCGGAUUUUAUAUAUCAGAAACUUGCCAUACAAAAUCACAGCUGAGGAAAUGUAUGAUAUUUUUGGAAAAUAUGGACCUAUUCGGCAAAUCAGAGUUGGAAACACUCCAGAGACUAGAGGAACAGCAUAUGUAGUUUAUGAAGACAUCUUUGAUGCCAAGAAUGCUUGUGAUCAUCUGUCGGGAUUCAAUGUGUGCAACAGAUACCUUGUUGUCUUGUACUACAAUGCAAACAGGGCAUUCCAAAAAAUGGACACAAAGAAGAAAGAAGAGCAGCUGAAACUUCUCAAGGAGAAAUAUGGAAUAAACACAGACCCACCAAAAUAAAGAUGAGCUCUUUUGGAAAGAUUUUAACUCUUGCCACAGUGUUUUCGGACUGAACCUCAUAAGGACCAUUAAUCAAGUUUGAUUAUUUUCAUUUGACCCUUUUACUUCUAUGCCUCAUGCAUAGACUAUUCAUUUUGAAGCUUUGAUAUUUUAAGUUUGGAAUUUACUAAAUAAAUGUAGUUCACUUUUGGAUUUGGUUUAAAUUACUUAAAUUUUAGUAAUUCCAUUAAGUGGACACACUUUCUCCUAGAUAUCAAGGAGACCUCGUCAUUGCUGCAUAAUUGUAGUGUCUGUUUCCAGUAAUAUUACCAAGUUUUUGAUUCAGUCCUGGUGAAAUUCCUCACCCUAGAUAGCUUGCACUAGACUCUGUGCACCACUUAGCUUCCAUCUUUAGGGUAAGUGGUCUUGUGUGGACUCUCUACAUAAGAGUGAAUUUCAUCCCAUAUAUGUAUAAAAAUCAGGCACCAUAAAUAGGGGAAAAAACCCACAAUUUUUGUAUAGAAAAGGGUUUAGUAUAUUUUGACACUUAUCAAAUAUUUCUGCUAUUGUAUGUAAGUUACUAUUUUUCUCCCUAUGGGAAUGUUUGAAUCAACCUAUCCUUUUUGUUAUAGGGAACUUGUGUUUGUUAUAAGGCUGCUGCUUAUAUUAAACAAAAAUUUCUCUGUCUUGUGUAGCUCUUCCCUUAGACUGGUGGCAGUAAGUAGAGGUCUGCAUUACAAGUCAUAAAUAUGUAUUGCCCUGAAAUAUAUCCAACUGUCUAGUAGAUGUUUUUCUAAGAAGUCAUCUUGUUGCCAGUGACUGGCUAAAAGGAGGGUGUGGGGUGGAAAGCUGAUGUGCUAUAUUGAACCAGGUCGGUGGGGAUGGGAGGGAGUGUUAAUAAAUAGAGACUGUUUUGGCUUAUAGAUGCUGAUACAUUUAAAGACAUGUUUUGCCAAAUGUAAAUGUUAAUGUAAUAUAGACAAAGAUUCUUUAGGAUGGUGAAUCACCAUAAAUGAGUAUUUAAACUUGAAAUUUACUAGCCAAUGCUCAAAAUUUGCUUACUCUUAGUUUGAUGAGGGAAUAAAACUAACAUUUGUUUACCCAAAAGUUGCUUGUGUACAACUUUUGCAAACCUUCCUAUAUGCCAUGUUAAUUUACUGAUAAUAUCUUUUCUCUUUAACAUGUUGAAGGGAUUAAAAGAGGAGUAUAAACAUCAUCAAACUAAUGAUUAAAAUUUGGGUAAGAGCUUACUAUCAUGAUGGGCACUAUGUAUCUGUAUGCCUACCUCCUAUACUACCUUAAAUGUUGACAUGUGUGUAAUUGUUUAUGUUAUGUGUAUAUACACACACAAAAAUACACCUACUUCAGUGCUCAGGUAAGGGGCUAGAUUGACAGAACUGGUCUCCAAUGUUGACCUGCUGAGUCACAGAACAGCCUUCCAUAGAGUAGGUUUUUUGCAAGGCCCGUUCAGUCUUUGAUGCUUUUGCUUUGAUUACCGCAAAGGGUGCCAGUUAUGAUACUUUGAUGUGAUUGCCUAACUACCAGAUGAAUUGUACGUAGACCAUUGGAGCAACGAUCAGGUAGUCUUUCAACUCUACAUUGGUGGCUCAAAUGCUGGCAGGGUAUGACAGAAAAUUACUGUCUCCUAUUUCUAAUUUCUGACAUAGCUCCUCUGCCCUUCCCUCUGGGGCCUCAGACUGGACAUCCUUUGUGGCUCUCUCUAGCUAGAGCAGGGUGUGGAACAUGUUAAGUAGAUGUGUUGGCAGAAAGAUCUCUCUUCCUUGUAGUCUGAACCCCCCACCCCACCUAUCUGGCCCUCUCCCCAUUCGAAAUCAGGCCAUUUAUUUAUGACUGUGGUACCUGUAGUCUCCAAUAAAGGGUCCCCUGUGCUAGAUACGACACAAAUUAAUUAAUAGAUGCAUUCCCUGCCUCAGAUAAUUCAGUCUAGGAUUAUGACUAGAUACUCUAGCUGAAUAAAUAAAAAAGGAGAGAUGGUUGGAGACAAAAUAAAAGCGAAGAUGGGUAUGUUUGGAUGAUCUCAAUGGUCACACUAGUCUCAGGUGGCCACCAGCCUAAUCAGCUGUGACAACUUAUGCAAGUACAUUUUUAUUGUUGCGUUAGCCAGCUAUUGUCUUGCCCACCCUGUGGCUUCUUGCCUAUUCUUCCCCCAUCACAGCCAUAUGAACCAAAGCUGUACACACUUAAUGUGUUCAGCGUUAACUAAAUCCUAAAUCCACUCAAAGGCCAGCAGUCUUCACCAAGCCCAACAGAUUAAAAUAAAUUGGGUUCUUAGGCCAACUCCUUUUGUGAUUUUUUUUUUUUUUGGAAGGUGUUUCAGAAGCGAGUUCCUCUUCUCCCCCAACCCCCAUAUCUUGGCUGAUUUACCUUAAACUUUCCAUAGAAAUCCUAUGCUGUUGCUGGGUGAAAUUUCAGAUGGAGUAAUUUAGGGUGAAAUUGGGUUGAUAGUAGAGCCAAAUUUAUCACCUUUAGCUAUCCUUGAGCUUUAAGAAAAUUGCACGAUGAGAGCCUAGACAAGGUGCCGAGUGUCCCCAGCCCUUUUGGCUGUAAGGUGCUGAAGGAACGCAGCACCGUGCUGGCUUGUGCCCUUACUAAUUUAGUGAAGUUUUGGCAUUUGGAUCCACUUCAUCUUUCAAUUUUGCUUAUUUUGAAUAGUAUGCAUAUAUCGUAUUUCCUCUGUCAAUAAGAAUUCUUUUGCUUGUAUUGCAGAGUCUGAUUUUGAUGAAAGCUUGGUGGUGUUUAAGAAAAAUUUUUAAAGCAAUUCUGUAGGGUAAUAAGAUUAAUAAAAAUUCUUUCAGUGAACUGUUAA